CUCCCUGUGGUGACGGCUUGUUGUUGUGGAGGCCAAAAUGGCGGCUCAGGCGGCGGCAGCGGCCCAGGCGGCCGCGGCCCAGGCGGCGCAGGCCGAAGCGGUCGAGUCAUGGUACCUGGCACUUUUGGGCUUCGCCGAGCACUUCCGCACGUCCAGCCCGCCCAAGAUCCGCCUGUGUGUGCACUGCCUGCAGGCGGUGUUCCCCUUCAAGCCGCCUCAGCGCAUCGAGGCCCGCACGCACCUGCAGCUCGGCUCCGUGCUCUACCACCAUACCAAGAACAGCGAACAGGCGCGCAGCCACCUGGAGAAAGCGUGGUUGAUAUCACAGCAAAUCCCACAGUUUGAAGAUGUUAAAUUUGAAGCAGCAAGUCUUUUGUCUGAAUUGUACUGUCAAGAGAAUUCCGUUGAUGCAGCAAAGCCACUGUUGCGGAAAGCGAUCCAGAUAUCGCAGCAGACCCCAUACUGGCACUGCCGCCUGCUCUUCCAGCUUGCUCAACUGCACACACUUGAGAAGGACCUGGUGUCAGCCUGCGACCUCCUAGGUGUGGGAGCUGAAUAUGCACGGGUGGUGGGAUCCGAGUACACACGGGCGCUGUUCCUGCUCAGCAAAGGGAUGCUGCUGCUGAUGGAGCGCAAGCUGCAGGAAGUCCAUCCACUGCUGACCCUCUGUGGACAGAUUGUCGAGAACUGGCAGGGAAAUCCUAUCCAGAAGGAAUCUUUACGUGUCUUCUUCCUUGUGCUCCAGGUGACACACUACCUGGAUGCAGGGCAGGUGAAGAGUGUGAAGCCAUGCCUGAAGCAGCUGCAACAGUGCAUUCAGACCAUCUCCACUCUGCAUGACGAUGAGAUUUUGCCCAGCAACCCCGCUGACCUCUUCCACUGGCUGCCCAAGGAGCACAUGUGUGUGCUUGUCUACUUGGUGACUGUGAUGCACUCCAUGCAGGCUGGCUACCUGGAGAAGGCGCAGAAAUACACAGACAAGGCACUCAUGCAGCUGGAGAAGCUCAAGAUGCUCGACUGCAGCCCCAUCCUAUCCUCCUUCCAAGUGAUCCUGCUUGAGCACAUCAUCAUGUGCAGGCUUGUCACAGGACAUAAGGCCACCGCACUUCAGGAGAUCUCACAGGUCUGCCAGUUGUGCCAACAGUCACCCCGGCUCUUCUCCAAUCACGCUGCACAGCUGCACACGCUUCUGGGCCUGUACUGUGUCUCCGUCAACUGCAUGGACAACGCAGAAGCCCAAUUCACCACAGCCCUGCGGCUCACCAAUCACCAGGAGCUAUGGGCCUUCAUUGUAACCAACCUGGCGAGUGUGUAUAUACGGGAAGGAAAUAGACACCAAGAGGUAUUAUACAGCUUGUUGGAGAGGAUCAACCCAGACCACAGCUUCCCUGUCAGCUCUCACUGCCUUCGAGCAGCGGCUUUCUACGUGCGUGGGCUCUUCUCCUUCUUCCAGGGACGCUACAAUGAGGCCAAGCGAUUUCUGCGAGAAACUCUGAAGAUGUCCAAUGCAGAGGACUUGAACCGGCUCACAGCCUGCUCUCUGGUGCUUUUGGGCCACAUUUUCUACGUGUUGGGGAACCACAGGGAGAGUAACAACAUGGUGGUGCCCGCCAUGCAGCUGGCCAGCAAGAUCCCGGACAUGUCAGUUCAGUUGUGGUCAUCAGCCCUGCUGAGAGACCUGAACAAGGCCUGUGGGAAUGCCAUGGAUGCCCAUGAAGCCGCCCAAAUGCACCAGAACUUCUCUCAGCAGCUGCUCCAGGACCACAUCGAGGCCUGCAGCCUCCCCGAGCAUAACCUUAUCACGGUAUAGGCACGAGUGGACAGAUGGCCCGCCGCCUGUGCAGUUCCAAGCUCAGAAUGGACCCAACACCAGCCUGGCCAGCCUCCUUUGAGACCCCUGGAGGGGACCACCCAGCUUCUCAAGGCCUCCGUGGGGCCUAGUGUGUCCCUGACUUCCACACAGACAGCACUCGCGCUUUCCUCUGAGGCGUGCUGGCAUGGUGUCCCCAGGCUUCUUUCCCAGAGCUUCCAAGUCCCCGGGGAGUGUGCAGGGCCAAUUCCCACCCUCCCAGGAAGGGCUGGCCAGCUUUACCGCUGUGAAUCAGGACCCCGGUGCUGAGGCUUGCAGGUGGAACGUUGGAGCCAAUUUUUCAGAGCCAUCUUUUCAAGUGGACUUGAACUGCCAGUCCUACUACAAGUUACACUUUCCUGGGACUGUAUCUGGAUGGGGAGUGCCAGGCUGGGCAGCACCACUGGGGCAUUGCCACGUGACUUCCAUUGCCUGAACUUCUGUGCCAGGCUGGAGUGUUUCCUCUGCUCUCACAGCAGCUUCCAGAGCUUAGAGGCAAGAUGCCAAUUUCUGGCCAAAAAUUGAAAGGAAGAAGUGAGGAUGCACAUCAGGGACAAAAAUGCAUGUCCUGCUACAACACUUUUCCCAGCUUGCCUUUCUCUCCAGCGUCCAUCCUUCUGACAACUAGUGCCUCUGGUCAGGGGACCCAUGAACUCGCCUUCCAAACAUCUGUACCUUGACUGGAUCACUGUCUGGCCAUGGGGGUGCACAUGCUGUAAACAUGGGUGUGCAUGUGUGUGUGCAUGUGCAGUAGAUUCAGGUUUGUGUGUGUGUGUGUGUGUGUGUGUGUGUGUGUGCGCGCGCGCAUAUGUGCACAUGCAUGUGUGUUGAUUCUCAGAGCUGGAGCUGGAGCUGAGACUCCUGUGUUUGCACCAGCUGCCUUCCCCCAUCAGUGUCUGUAUUGUGGGGUAGGAAGCAGGGGAAAGGGGAGAGGACCCUCCUCAGUCCAACUCGGGGUGCUGAACGAAGGCAGCUCUGUGGCCUCGUCUGCAGAGGAUAUUUGCAGAUGUCUGGAGCCCAGCCAACUUGGCCCUUGGGAAGGAGGACUACCUACCGUGGGUCUCGGCACAGCAUUGAAACCUCUUCCCAAGCUGGACCCCCCCCCCCCCCCCCAGGAAUUUCUGCCAGGCUCAGACAGUGUGCUUGAUUCUGUGCUCCUCUUGGAUACUCUAGGAGGUGCCCCAGUGAUGAUGGUGGGAUUGGGGGCAAUCAAGGCAGCCUCCCCCUCCAACUUCUGGCACCUGGGGGCAGCUCCCCACUGAGGGGUGGUGAGUGGUCUUGCUGGUCAGGGUGGCUUGUUGGUUUGUGUCUCAUUACCCUUGCACUGUGAAGGCUGCUUCUCGAAGCCUCUGUCUGUGAUGGAAGGAACGUUAGGAUAUGGGAUUACUCAGGUAGCUACUUGGGCCCUGAGCCUGGGUGUGCCUUAGCCACAAGCAGGACUGUUAGCAGAUCACCCUGCACUGGGCCACUGCCCUCACCAGGCCUGUGACAGGGCCCUGCUGCCCACUUGGGGGCCAGUGACAGGCAUGCAAGUGAGUCACCAGUUAGAGGGACAGGCUUUCCAGGGCUUGUCCCAAGAGGACCUACCAUCCCCGUGUUGCCCAGGAGAACCUGGGUGUUCAGGGCUGCUCCCUCUGCUGACACCCCUGAGUGUGUGAGGCCUGUGGAGGAGGGUGUAAGCCCAGUCAUAAGCUGUCCCCAUUCUGUCUUCCUCCUCCAUCAGGGGCCUUCCCCUCCACUCAAGGGAUGGAGCCCCCAUCUCGCCAUAAGCUGCGCCUACCAGCCUGGAUCCCACACUGUCUAACUUCUCUGUAUCCACAUUAGUUCAAUUGUUGCACAUGUUUGUCUCUGUGUAUUUAUUUAAGCCUUUCUUUGCUUCUAGGGCAUUUUGUAUGUAGAACAAUUUAAAUAAGAACCUCAAAACUUAAUGUCUGUUCCGAUGUUAAAGUGCUUUUAGUGACCACUCUGUUAUCUAUAUGUGUGUGUAAAGUUAAGGAUAAGUUCUUAAGUUUACAAUGAAAAAUUCAGUACUCAACAUUUAAUAUUCCACUUAGCUUUAUGGGAGCCAAACCGUGUGUAUGGUUUUGAACCUCCCUUUAAUGCAGCAUCUACCAAUAACAUCAAGCUGUCGUACAUACCUUUCUGUGAGUCCACAUUGAGUGUCUCAGUUUCUCAAUCAUAAGAAUUUAAGACAGGUAGCAAGUGAGCCACCAGAGAGAUGUUGCAUAAGUGUCAUAUAGCUAAAUGUUUGAAAAAAUAAGAUAAAAAUUCCAAACUCUUGGGCGCACAGUAAUAGCAGGAUUUCGUUGGCAGGUCAAUUGCUAAAAAUUGGUCAGACCCUCAUGUGCUCUCCCCACCUCCUCCUGUUAAUAGAAGUGGCCCUGGGCUUGUUGGUCUGGGGUGCUAGUCCUGGAGGUGCUCCCAGGUUCCCUCGAAAACAGCUGCCUCCUGCAGGUGGCCACAGGCAUGGUGAGGGUCCUCUCCCUGGGGUAAAUACUCCCUAUCCCACUGACUGAGAGCACAAUUGAGUAAGGGCUGCCUGGCACAGUGGAUAUGCUUGUGGUUGCAUUGUUUGUUUUGUUAAAGGGUUUUUAAUAAGUAUGUUUGGCAUAAUAUCUUUUUAACGGGUUUGUAAUAUGGUUUUAGCAGCCUGUAACUUCACUGGUGCUUUUAAUCAGGAAAACAAAUCUAUAAAUGCAAAACAUUGUUUAAAAGACGUAACUAUACAAUAUAGCUUCUUGUUUGUGGAUUUCUUUUUCUUUGUAUUCAAAGUAAAAUCACUUGCAGUAGCUAUCA
Molecule: messenger RNA, 4645 nt
Organism: Myotis daubentonii (Daubenton's bat)
Lineage: Eukaryota; Metazoa; Chordata; Mammalia; Chiroptera; Vespertilionidae
Gene: MAU2
Product: MAU2 sister chromatid cohesion factor
Biological process (GO): mitotic sister chromatid cohesion
Molecular function (GO): protein binding
Source: RefSeq, a predicted model, not a curated record